GCAGGUGCAGCAGCAGGUGGAUCAGGAGGAACAUGAAGAACAUGGACGUGUCUUCUCUGAGGGAACAGUACAGGAACAGCAGAGACUGUCAGAGGAAACACACUCAGGUGUUGCUCUUCAACACAGUGUCAGUGUCAGAGGAGCUCUCAGACACUGUCAGUAUCGUCCCUGUCACUCAGGGUUUGACGUCGUCGCCUUCAGAAAACACCUUCAUCGCUCCUCUUGACCUCACAACCUUUGACCCCUGGCACAUACACCUGGAUCACCACCGCCGCUCCUGCUCUGGCGUCAACGCGCCUUUACCCCCGACCUGUUCCCCACACACCAGCAUCAGCUGCUGGUCCAGGCGCUCUUCUUCUUCAUCACCGUCAUCAUCAUCUUCUUCCUAUGAAUUGUCAGAUUCUCCCUGCAGCACCAGAGAAGAUGAACACAGACCCAGUACAGAGCCAGUCUUGGCUUCUCUCGACCCCUGUCAACAGAAUCCAUGUGUCUGGUCCACAGGAGGCCACGCCCCGGACGCUCUGACCUGUGCUGAUGUCACACCUGUAGCCUGUAGCUCCCCCUGCAGUUCCACCUCUGCCCUGCACGCUGACCUGAAGAGCCAGGCCACAGUUUUAAAGACCAGAACCAGCAGGAGCUCCAGGCAGAUGAAGAUCAUCAGGCAGCAGAGUGUGGGCACUGAGGGCUCGUCCUCCUGGGUCCACCUGAGCCAGAGCCAGAGCCAGAGCCAGAGCCAGGUCCAGGUCCAGGUCCAGGUCCAGGUCCAGGUCCAGAACCAGAACCAGAACCAGAACCAGAGCUACUACCCAUUCCCCAGCAGGAAAACACAGAGGAUCUCAGAGACGGCGAGGAAACUGGGCAUGUACUCGUCCUUCUGACUGUCAAAAUAAAAGUCUUCAUUUCCACUUCUCGCAGGAAACAUCAGUGACUGAUGUCCAGUGACAACAUGAAGACCAGGAUCUGGAUUCAGGAUUAGUUUCAUAGAAGGAGUGAUGAGAGUCUGACACUGUGAACUUAAUCUUUAACAUGAAUUAACAAAACAAGAUACAUAUGUAUGUCAAAUCAUUCAAUAAAUGCGAAAUAUAUAUAUUAUAAAUUUA
This is a messenger RNA of Solea senegalensis (Senegalese sole), 1100 nucleotides long. RefSeq lists its product as uncharacterized. The transcript has 3 exons. Bases 33 to 878 code for a protein of 281 amino acids. The record is from RefSeq and is a predicted model, not a curated record. NCBI's taxonomy places the organism in Eukaryota, Metazoa, Chordata, Actinopteri, Pleuronectiformes, Soleidae.